Hyalella azteca is the source of this 2405-nucleotide messenger RNA. Its product is annotated as nuclear valosin-containing protein-like. Gene Ontology annotation, biological process: ribosome biogenesis. Gene Ontology annotation, molecular function: preribosome binding; ATP binding; RNA binding. The record is from RefSeq and is a predicted model, not a curated record. The coding region runs from base 110 to 2335 and encodes 741 amino acids. The transcript has 16 exons. Lineage: Eukaryota; Metazoa; Arthropoda; Malacostraca; Amphipoda; Hyalellidae. Gene Ontology annotation, cellular component: nucleus.
AACAGUUUUAGGAAAAAUAUUACUAAAGUUGUAAUAUUUAUAUUUGGAACUACAAGGUUUGUCAAAAUAGUAGUCAUUUGCUUGAAUCUCUUUGUGCUAGUUACAUAAAAUGCAGAAGCCAUACUUCCUUGAGCGAGAACUUCCGGGUCUAGUGAGAGAGUAUAUGGAGACUCACGACACUGUGGACUUGGACGUUUUGACUCAACAUCUCAUCGACACUCACCAUAAAUUCAGGCACAAGAAAUUCAAGCCAUUCAGGAAAAGUGUUACAUCAGCAUAUGAGUGGAACUACAAGGUAAUGGAGAAGGAGGAGAAAGAGGCUGCUGAAAAUGGUGGUGUGAAAAAGACUUCUGGCAAAGAUUCCUCAGAUGAUGUUGUGACACUGGAAAAUCUAGAUGGGGAGAAAUGUCCAAGUAGCAAAAAGGGGGAUGAGCUGGAAGACGAAAUUGUCAGCUCCAUCAUGAAGAAGAACCGCAAGGGAGUGCCUGAGCUGCCAGUAUUUCCCACCGAGACACCUAAGCUUGAGGAGUUACAAGGCCUGUCAUCUCUGGUGCAGCCAGUGGGUCGCAUAUUAUGGCUGAUGAUGGAGCGGCCAGAGCAGCGCGCCGUGUGUCUGCAAGUCACAGGACCGGAAAGCUGUGGCAAGACGUCCCUCAUCAGGGCCAUGGCCGAUAAAAUGUCACUGCCACUGCACUUCAUUGAGGUCGAGUCUGUGUUAGCGGGAGGACCUCUCUCGUCCCCCCUCAAGAAGAUGCAAGAGGAGCUUGCAAAAGCUCACUCUGCUCUGCCAGGGGUUAUUCUCUUCCAUCAGUUGGACCGCCUGUACUCCCGCGAGGUGUCGGCUGCCAGCAAGCCUGAGCAGCACAGUGUUGCGUCUGUUGUGUUUAAAUACAUAGCAGGCAUGGCUGCUAACAGCGUUGGCUCGCGUGUGCUGAUCGUGGCAGAGACUAGCAAACCUGAACUGCUGGACUGGCGUCUCAGCGAGUGUUUCUCUGAGCUUAUUCACAUCGCGCCUCCAUCAGUGUCUGACAAGGAGAGCAUCCUCCGGAAACUUUGCAGUAGUGAGGCUGAACCAGAAGUUGACCUGGCGAGCGUGGCUCUGAAAGCUUCUGGUUUCGUUGCUGGAGACCUCGUCUGUCUUGUGAAACAUGCGCGUAAACUAGCGAGCAACAGAGUAUUUAAAGAGUCGUCAUAUGGCCAAGCCAAGAGUUUCAGUGACUUCCCUUCUGGUCCUCAAUCUAAUGAUGACGGCAGCGAUCCAGCCAAACUUCUGAUUACGACGGACGAUCUUUUGAACUCUGUCAAGUUGGUGGUGCCUAGCCUGAAGCGUCACGGGUUCCCCGCGAUCCCUGACACGACGUGGGCAGAUAUCGGUGGUCUGGAGGUGGCUAAGAAGGGACUCAGGGACUGCAUCCUGAAGCCCAUUAAGCGCCCCGAGUACAGCUCACGCUUCGGGCUCAGGCAGAACUCGGGUGUUCUCUUGUGGGGACCCCCUGGAUGCGGUAAGACGCUGCUCGCUAAGGCUGUUGCCAACGAGGCAGGCAUCAACCUCCUGACGGUGAACGGUCCCGAGCUGCUCUCCAUGUACCAGGGCGAGAGCGAGCGUGCCGUUCGUGAAGUCUUUGCCCGCGCGGCUUCCGUGGCACCGUGCGUUAUAUUCUUCGACGAGUUCGACUCCCUCUGCCCCAGGCGCUCCAAGACAGGCUCUGAAUCUGGCAGCAAGUCGACUAUCGUCAACAUGCUGCUCACGGAGAUGGACGGGUUCAUGGCGCGUCCCGGAAUUUAUCUCAUCGCCGCCACAAACUUACCUUCUAUCCUGGACCCUGCUGUCCUCAGGCCUGGUCGCUUCGACACUAAAGUUUACGUCGGCCUCCCAAAUGCUGAGGGCAGAGUUUCUGUGCUCAAAGCCACCACCAAAAAUGGCUCUCUACCGUGCCUUGCAUCUGACGUGGACGUGGAAGCUAUUGCUCAGCGCCAAGAAUGCCAGAACUUUACUGGUGCCGAUUGCAGGAACCUCGUCGAUCUUGCAAUCAAAGCGGCGAUCGAUGAGCACGAGAAAAACAUCUCUACUACUGAAAACGAUACUGUUGAGUCUGUCUCCAAGAAAAGAAAGCUAGAUAACGGUUCAACGAGUGACAACCGGCCUACUAAAAUCAUGGCCGCGGCUGCCGACAUUGGCGUGCCGUCAAUGAAGUGCUUUUAUCCCGACGGGGAGUUCGUGCUCUAUGCACGACAUUUUGAUAUGGCCUUCAAGGAGGUCAAACCAUCAGUACUCGAGAAGGAGCGUCUUAUGUACGAGUUUCAACGGAAGGAGUUCGAAUCUGGUCCUGAGUGAUGCACCGACUUGCGAUGUCCGAAGUUGAAAUAUUAACGUUUCGCAUUGAAUAAAAAAUCUAAUUGCCAAA